AUGGACAAUACCGCGCUCCACAAAGAGAAAGCCAGUAAGUCACAACCCCUGUCUUCGAAUCAUCUUCACAAUAAGAACUCCUCCAAUGACCAGUCGUUGAUGACCAUAGACGCAAUAAAAAGGAUUGAGCAGCUGGAAGGUAUCAUCACAGAAUGGAAAAAUGUUGCCUACCGCCGUGAAGCCCAAGCAGAGGAACUAUAUCAAGAGAAGGAGCACAUAACAGUGGAACGAGACAAGGCCAUACGCGUGAACUCUGAUGCCGAGAAGGAGCUGGUAGAACUCAUGCAAAGAGUGAAAAACCAACAUGCUGAGAUUGAAUUGCUCAAGGAGGGUAAAGCCGCAGCAGACGAAGAACUACGCAAUCUGAAGGCAAGUAAAACCGUAGUGAAUGAAGAACUUCAAAAGUUGAAAGAACAGAAUUCCCAACUCAAAGUUGCGGUAAAGCCCCUGGUCAACGCACUAGUCCCAGAAAAGAACCCUGCAAGGCCUGCCUCAUUGCUUGAUCGACUCCGAGAAGCGCCCAGGAAGUGGAAGGACUAUGUGAAGCUGACAGCCGAGACCUGCACAACUCAUGUGUUGGCGGUCGUCAGGUUACGAUUGUCCAUCCUCAACCUAGAAGAUUGCCCCGACGGAGCAGCUUUGGACUACGACGAUGAAAAGUAUGAAUUCCUAAAGAAGGUCGUCGGUCCAAUAGCUGCAGACAUCGUAGAGCAACUAGAAUUGUAG
Messenger RNA from Miscanthus lutarioriparius, 726 nucleotides. The record is from the annotation of a GenBank genome assembly. NCBI's taxonomy places the organism in Eukaryota, Viridiplantae, Streptophyta, Magnoliopsida, Poales, Poaceae.